AUGGUACUGCUUAAAGAUGGAUAUGACGUUCCCGUUUACGGACUGGCAAACGGCAUGUUCUACUAUGUCCAUGUACCUGCUAUUGUUUGUCUUACGAUUCUGAUGGUCAACGUUGUAGCAAUUAACGUGUUCGCAAUGAUGUUCUUCAACAUCAACAUCUCCUUUGGCAAGUUUGAUGGCGGCUUGCUGCUGUGGGCGUUUGGUGUUCCAUUCGUUGGUGCUUUGAUUGCAGCCAUGCUUAAUCAGUUCGGACCAAUGGGCGUUGGUUGCAUUUUCGACGCUGUAAAUGGCCAGAUUGCAAAUUUGGUCCUGACUACGAUCCCAAUGCCAACAAUCAUGGCCAUCAACGUUCUGCUCUACAUCCUGACGUUCAUCAAGAUCCGUACUGAUGUGAGGGCCAUGAAGCAAAGCCUUGGCAAUAUGGCGUCAACAGCUGGUGGGCAUAUCAGGGCUGCCCGCAAAAUGUCUAUGUUCCUUGUGGCCUUUUUUGUCCAAUGGUUUUGCUUUGCUCUGUUCGGCGCCUGGUCAAUGUUUGUAGAUAAUCCAGCAGAUAUACCGGAAAUUCUCAACUUCAUCGGUGUAAUAUUUACCAACCUGGGGGGUGUAAUGAAUCUGAUUGUUUAUCUUCUGGUAUUUAAGAAAAAAAGGCCUAGGGCAAAAACAGAUAUGACGACCAACAAGGCUCCCAGAGUACUACGCCCGGCUUCUGCUCCGAGUACCAGCGACAUCAACAAUUCAUCUACUGAGGAGUACGCCUUUAACUAA
Mya arenaria is the source of this 765-nucleotide messenger RNA. RefSeq lists its product as uncharacterized. Lineage: Eukaryota; Metazoa; Mollusca; Bivalvia; Myida; Myidae. Gene Ontology annotation, molecular function: G protein-coupled receptor activity. The coding region runs from base 1 to 765 and encodes 254 amino acids. The record is from RefSeq and is a predicted model, not a curated record. Gene Ontology annotation, cellular component: plasma membrane. The transcript has 3 exons. Gene Ontology annotation, biological process: adenylate cyclase-activating G protein-coupled receptor signaling pathway.